AUGCGCAUCUCUGUUGGUCUCUUCUCGCGCCAAACUCAGCGCCAUCGGAGACAGCUGAGCGGCUCGAACACCGGCCACUGGCAACGGUUAGGCAUGACCGGCCUUGGUCCUUCGGUCCAGGGCUCUCUUGCUUCUUGCUUGACAAUCGACUUGCUUAAACCAGGCCGGUGGUACUGCUGCAGUUUACGCUUUACUUUGACAAGUGAUCUGGCCUUUGGUCCCUUUUCUCGUUUUAUAUCCUUCCCUCAGAUUCAACCUGCAAAAGGGCUGUGCGAUUGGUUACGGGAAUCCAUCCUGACUUGCCUUCCUUCCUUUCACCGUUUCACUUUUGUACAUGCCUUCUCAACUCAAGCAUUGUAA
Protopolystoma xenopodis is the source of this 360-nucleotide messenger RNA. The record is from the annotation of a GenBank genome assembly. NCBI's taxonomy places the organism in Eukaryota, Metazoa, Platyhelminthes, Monogenea, Polystomatidea, Polystomatidae.